This is a messenger RNA of Ilex paraguariensis (yerba mate), 1819 nucleotides long. The record is from the annotation of a GenBank genome assembly. NCBI's taxonomy places the organism in Eukaryota, Viridiplantae, Streptophyta, Magnoliopsida, Aquifoliales, Aquifoliaceae.
AAGCCCCAAAUUUAGAGAGACAGAGAUGAAGCUCAAUUCAUGGAGAUAAGGUUUAUCAGGAGAAGAGAACCAGAAUUUUUUGCCUUCAUCGCUGAAAAUCAUAGAUAAGUUUAUCGAUUCUGUGUAUUUUUACUUUCCGCUACAUGAAAUUUCAUCUCGAAGGUAGUGACUUUUGGAUGAAUACUAGUGUGAUAUAUACUCAAAUCUCACACCUUUGUUCUUGUUCUCGUUCUUGUUACUGUCUCCUUGUGAGUUGUGAUUGUACUCAGCCCCUGACCUCUUCGAGUGAAACCCUUUGAACCCAAAUCCGAAAUCCUAAGGCAUCGACAUGUCGAGCCUUCCGAUUGAUAUUAUGGCCGACUUGCUCUCGCGAUUACCGGUGACAACCCUACUGCAAUUGAGGUGCGUAUCAAAGUGUUGGCGAUCACUAAUUGAUAGCCCCAAUUUCAUAAAAAUGCAUCUUCAUCGAUCAAAGGGAAACACAGCCUGCCACAGCCUGGUAUUUAAUAGUAACAAGCUCUAUUCAAGUGAAUUGGAUUCACUCAAUUUCCUUAUGGAGCUUAAUCACCCUUUAAAGAAUUUCGGCACUACCACUGUGAUGGGUUCUUGCAAUGGUUUGCUUCUUUUGGCUAACAAAGACAAAGGCGUGUACUUAUGGAAUAUGUCUACUCGAAAACACCAUAAGUUGCCUGAUACAUCUGCUCAGUCCUCACCCUACCCUCAAUAUCUAAGGUAUAUGUCAUACGGAUUUGGAUAUGAUUCCAACCUUGAUGAUUACAAAGUGGUAAGGAUAGUUCAGUUUUAUUAUGAGGAGUGUGACUCUUUCAGUUCUGAAGUUAAAGUCUACAGUCUCAAAUCAAAUUCAUGGAGAACAGUCCAACAACUCCCUUAUUACCUUUGCUUCACGUGUCAAUGGGGUGCUUAUGCUUGCGGCGCUUUGCACUGGGCUGUGAAACAAAGACGAGACCCAGAUAUGCCAAUACUAGUAGUUGCUUUUGAUAUUGGGACUGAGGAGUAUAGGUUGUUAUCACAACCUGAAUAUUUGAUUGAGGAUUUCGACAUGGGUCUGGAGGUAUUGGGAGGAUGUAUUUGUAUAACUUGCUCUUAUGACACCAAUAUUGACAUAUGGGUGAUGAAGGAUUAUGGUGUGAAUGGGUCUUGGACUAAAUUUUUAGUAGUAAUCCCUCCUCGUGCACCGAUUCGUGAAUAUAUGAAGCCUUUGGCUUAUUCAAAGGGUGGAGAGGAAAUUCUCUUGAAUUGUGAUGGUGAAAGAUUUUUUUGGUAUGACUUGGCAUUGAAAACAUUCAAGGAGGCCACGAUUUGUGGCUCGCCUUUUUCAGAUUAUGUGCCUUAUUCAUACUAUGUGGUAGUUUACAUAGGGAGCCUUGUUCCUGUUGCGGACUUUGGUGAGAUUGAUCAUGGGAACCAACACGGACAAGAGAAAAAGCAACAAAAGAAUAGGAGGGAGAGGGAUGACUUUUUGUCAGAGGGCUUCAAACUGGUGCUAUAAGAAACCCUAAGGAUAAGUGCAAGUGGAAUGAGGAGGGAAAAGGGUUGGUGCUGAACUGACAAGGCAGCUGAGGAGCAUAUCAAGUAGUUUGAGAGUGGAUAAAAGCAAAAAAAGAUUACAAUUAGCUUCUUUUCCUUCUUCUCUGAUUUUCACUGAGUGAAUGUACCAUUUGGUGUUGUAAAAAGUAGUUUGACAAGGUCUCCUUGAAUCUUCCUUCUAAUUACUGCAUUUUUAAUCACAUGUCUUAAGUUAGUAAAACGUUCAGAUUGAGAAUAUAUUGGGGUUUGAUAUGAAUCCGCCUUUCUGGUG